Molecule: messenger RNA, 7564 nt
Organism: Anarrhichthys ocellatus (wolf-eel)
Lineage: Eukaryota; Metazoa; Chordata; Actinopteri; Perciformes; Anarhichadidae
Gene: tmem68
Product: transmembrane protein 68
Exons: 8
Coding region: 5053-6054 (333 amino acids)
Cellular component (GO): membrane
Molecular function (GO): acyltransferase activity
Source: RefSeq, a predicted model, not a curated record
UCCAGUGCAGCUUGUUUUAAGGAGAGCUUUUGUCCAAUCAGAUUUCACCUCUGUGCUGUCUCUAAGUAAAAAAAUCUGCCGGAGGCCUUCAGACUUAUAAGUGAAUCUCUUUGCAGUUUAAGUGAAUGGGGACGAUAUUGUUGAUUGUCAUAGUGUUCAACCAAUCAGAUCUUUAGUUUGACAUGUUGGGCGUAUUCUUUGACAUGUCAGAGCUUCUAGCUUUAACGUUUUGGCCUAAAAUCAAUUGAGAUUCUGUGACAUGAACCGAAGAGAGCCAUUCGAUGUUUCUGAAAUGUCAAUAAACAGGUGUGAAAUUCCUCUACAUAUGAAGGCAACGUCUGGCUGUGGUCACUGCUGUAAAAUACAUUUACUAAAACCAAGGGUUCACUUUCCUUUUCUCACCUGACUUUGAAUGUUUGGAGCAAAUAAUUCAAUAAAUAUACCAAAACGUGCAAUUGUUUUUUGUGUGACAUUUUCCAGGACAUGUAGCUUGUCCAUUAAUGUGACUGUGAAGAAUUUCAGAUCGUAUAUCAUGAAUAAAUUGUGUAGAAAUGCAGGGGAAUCCACUGACUUAUUUCCUGGCCAUGGAAACACGUGUACACCCGGUUCUCACCUGUAUGUUCAGCGGUGUUCUGCUGUGAGGAGGCUGCAGGUCUCUUGCGAUCGCUCCCCCCAUCAGAGGGAUGAUCAGAGCCACAGAGCUCUCUCUCGGCCGCGCUCACAAGCCGUCCGUCCGUCUCUGAGUCACUCACAGAUCUCCCACCUGCUUCCAAUGUGCACUUCUGUCCAAGCAGAUCAUUCAAAUCCUUGACGUCGUCACAAAGAGCCUUCACUCCUUCUUCGUCUCUCUGGUGGCUCUUAGCCUCUGUCUGUCCAUCCCUUCGGAUAUCUGGGUGCGUCUCUUUGUCUCCGCCCACCCGACCCCCUGCUGCUGCUUCUUCUCCACCAGUGUUCCCAUUACAGACUGACUGGUCAGCGGUCCAGCCCUGUGCCGACCAGUACGAGUACUGCUCCCAGUAGGUGUAGUAGGUCUCUGCGGCAUGUUUGUCCCAGAUAGCCUUUGUGUCCGGGUCGUCCCAUGAAGCAGUCACUGUUCCUGGAUCAGUCUCUGGAUGUUUCUCCAGCCAGCUGCUCCACAGCAGAGCUUCUCCCUGCUGAGCUGCAGGACACAGAGGAAACCAAGAUAAAUCAGCUUCAUAUUUACAGUGUGACAACUACAUACAAUGUCUGAAACACACCUAGAAAUUUGAUAUAGACCGAUGAGGGAAAACGUCACAUUUGAUUGAGUUUCAUGGUACAAGUGUGAAUAUGUGUCCUUGUCAUGUUCAUGUCCUUUUUACCCCAGUAGGUCUCCCAGCCAGCAGCUUGGCUCCCUCCUGCUCCUUCCUCCAGUGGAUCACACACUUCCUUCACAUCAACUAGGUGGAAAAUCACAAGGCACCGUCAAAUAACAUCACAACACUGCACACAUGAUAAUAAUAUGUACAAAUAAAUACAAUUAAAUUCAUGAAUUAGGACAACACAAAACAGAAAAAGGCCAUGACAAUGUGAGGAGGGAAGAUCUAGAGCAGAUCUACAUUAGAGUACUAGGAUCACUCAAUCAAUGAAUACUCGACUGAGAUUGUAUCAGUGUAAAUGUAUCGAACCAGUUAAACCAAAGGGAGACAUAUCGUGCUUGUUUUCAGGUUCAUUUGGGGUUUACCACGUAGUAGUUGCACCAACCAGUCAUCCAAAAUAACCUCACUUUUUAUCCUACUAAUCAUAAUUAGCAUAUUAAACCAAAUUUGAAGAAAUCCCCUCCAGGCAUUCCUGAGAUAUUGCUUUCACAAGAAUGGACCGGACAGAAGGACGGACAACCUGAAAACAUAUCUGUCUCUGUCGCGGCUAUUGGCGGUGCAGAGGCAUAAAAACACAGUAUUGUUCUCAUAGCUGUGACAUCACAAAGUCCUGGCGGCUCGUUUACAGGCACAGUUUGUGCAUUUGUCUGUGGAUUGAGUGGUUUGAUACUUCACAGUAUUUAUAAAGCACAUAGACCUGUUUUAUGAUGAGAAACAAAAAAUCUCACUUUCUACAAUAUGGGACCUUUAAAUCAAUACAACAGCAAUAUCCCAGAUUUAAGCACAAAAAGCACUGAGGUGAAGGGGACACUAUUGGACUGUGUUUGUCAAUGCAGUUAAAUGAAAUGAAAGAUCAUCUCUGCAGACAUUCGAAUCGACCCUGGCUUUUUUAUUUUUCGGGCUGUACCCAGACGACCGCAGGUAUAACAGAGGAGAACAAAUGAUGAAAGAUAUGAGCCUCCUGCACGCCGAAAGACCAAGUGUCACACUUUGGGUUGGGAAAUUGAUAACUUUUCCUUUUCAAAGAGUGGCAUACUGUACAUACAGAGAGGGAAGGUUUGAAAAGGUCAGUGGACCAUUUCCUGCUUUACAGAUGUAUGGGUGAUGAAGAGGAAUGAGUACUCACACUUUAGUCAAUCUGAGAUCAAUCUUGUGACAAUAAUGAAGUACUUUUCAUGUUAUGCUUAGUAUUUAUGUACAGUAUGUAUAAAAGAGGGCUUCUCGUCUGAAAAGCGGAGCGGGUCCUCUUCACGGAGUGAGCCAUGUUGUGUGUUGAUGUUUCUACAGUAGCCCAGGACGUACAAACAAAACUAGAGAGGGCCUCUCAAGGUUUGUUUUUUUACGUUACCAGAGAGGCCACCGUAGUUCUCUGGCACUAAAAGGUGGUAAAACUGUGGUACCGCCAGCCUCCGUCUGACUUCUGUUCCUCCUAUAGUAGUGUUAUUAUGGUAUGGACGGCCUCACCAUCAUAACACUGCUAUCUGCAACCACACAGCUGGAUGCCACCAAAUCCUACACGAUGUCCCUUAAAAUUCAGGCGUUACUGAUUUGUCCUGCCUGAGACGCUGCAGCAGGAGGUACCAAAGCUGCGUAGGCCCAAACGUGUUUCAUAAGCUUCAAACUGAUCACCGAUCAGUGCAUAACCUCAUAGCCUAAUUAUGAGGAACCCGGUCAAGCUGCUUGCUUUACUAUGUAUUCACUUUUGAAUGAAAUGGAACUGUGGAUGGCUUCUGUCGCAUACGUAUUUGUAACUACAAUAAGUUAAUUGUCUUACCUUUGUUGUCAACCUGUAGAUCUUCUUCCUCCUCUCCAGCUGAUUCUGACCGGUAUGCGUCAGGCUUCCUGUUCAACUUCCUCCCCUGUCACAUGACCAAAGACAGGCUUGUUCAGUGGCAGGAAGUGCUCCAGACCUUUGAGUUUACCUUCACCUCUAGGAGGCGACUGAAACACCACGACAGACCACACAGACGCAGUGCUGAUGGGAACCACUUACCCCUCUCCUCUGGCCAGAGGAGCUGACAAAAGCCACCGGCAGACCCAUGCUGGCCAUCAGCUGAGCCUCUUCAUUCAACACCUCCUUCUCCUCCUCUUCAUCAUCUUCUGCCUCCUCCUCUUCUUCAUCAUCUGCUUCUGUGAGUGGAGGGGAAACUGGUUUCAAAUGGACUCUCCAUCGUCUCCAUCUUCUUCUGAAGGCUCAGUGUAUUGUGAAAGAUGUUGACAGUGGCGUUAUAUGUAUAGCAUACCUUGGACUCUAGUGUCUGCCAGAUCAAAUGGGAGCAGUCUGUUAUCAGAGCGAUACAGCUCCCGAUCCCUGCAGUCAGAGAACACAGAGAAGAAGAAAAGCUGAUGAAGAUCUCCUCAGCUUCAUCCAUCUUCACUCUACGGUGUGUGUCAUCAUCACACAUUCAUGACAAUAACUGCUGGAGGACACAAUCACAUGUGAGAGACUUACUGCACGAAGGCUUUGGAGCAGCGACAGUGAAUUCUCUCCUCCUCCGUCUCAGAUGAGAGUCUCCUGCUGAAAAAGAUCUCCGCCACCACCGUCACCCUGCUCCUCUCCAGCAUCAUGACGAUCGGCUCACGGACAGCAGCGCGCGCGCGCGCGCGCACACACACACACACACACACACACGUCCACACACCGGCUUCACCCGGAGUUCACGUCUAUGUCGAGACCAGCGUGGGUUCACUUCAACAUCACACUCACGUUCAGGAAACAGUUCCGUGGGACCAGGGACCAUGGACUGAUACUUCCGGCCAUGUCUUUUCAGAACAAAAGUGUGGCAGUGGAGCAUGUAGGGGUCAAACUGAUUUUAACUUCUUGGAUUGUGUUUACUACAGUAGUGCUGGACCCGUAAACUUAUCGUUAUAUUAUUAUUUUUUAGAAAUAGAAAAUAUGACAUUAUUAACGGUACUUUUUAGUUUUUUAUGCUUUUAUCUUGAAGUCUACGUGUCAAACAGGAAGUUUGUCGCUGCUAAGUGGAACUUAUCUAUCUGAACGCUGUUUUCAGGGGACGCAACAUUCUGUAGUGUCACAGUUAAAGCGUUCCGGAGUUAGCGACAGGACAGUUGUUAGCUAACAAAUAUAUAUAUGUAUAUACAUAUAUAUAUAUAUAUAUAUUAUGCUAGGGUAGCUAACACUAAAUAAACAGUGGCGUGUUGUGUCAUGGCUCUGUUCACAGAGUAGCUGUCUAGGUCUAAGGUAACGUUUUCUGUGUUAAGUAAUUAGGUGACUUUGGCUGUUGACGUAAACACUGAAGGCUUGCUGUCAACUCUCAGAUUUUGCUCUUCUGCUCAGUUAACGUGACGUUACAAACGUUACGUAACGCUCACUGUUUUACCACAGCUCCUGUACUCAUUGCUAAGAGUGUAACACUAAAUAUAGCUUCGAUGAAAGCAUAUGCAACACAGCUGUCAUUUGAUUCAGUGCCACAAAUAGGGUUGGGUGUCGUGACUCUCGUGCCAUUCAAACCCGAUUUUAUUUCUAUUCAAAAAUAUUAUUACAAAAGGCACGUUUUUCAAUAAAACUUUAUUGACAAACAAUAAAAACCCCUCAGAUAUACGUUAGUUUCCCUAACACAGACAGCUGACCAUAAGCUAAAUUAAAUGCAGUGUAAUUGAGCUAUUGUUUUCCUCUCUCCCUCAGUUACCUGUGUGUAAGCAGAUGCUCUCCAUGCAGUGUGUUCCAUCUCCUUGAGGCUGACCGCAGAGCAGGAUGUCAGACAGUGGGAACCAGUCCUGUCUGAUGGGAGCAGAGGACACUGUCUCCUUCCUGGUGUGUGUGUUCCACGCGUGGGAGGAGUGGGCCGGCCUUGGUCAGCUGGAGGACUACCUGAGUGUUUUGGAGUACCUGCUGUGGGUCUUCACCCCUCUGAUCGUCGUCUUCAUCCUGCCCUUCCUCAUCGUCAUCCUCCUUUACCUCUCCAUACUCUUCCUUCAUGUCUACAAGAGGAAGAAUCAGCUGAGGGAGGCUUACUGCAACAACCUGUGGGACGGAGCCAGGAAGACCCUGGCUACUCUGUGGGACGGACAUGGAGCCAUAUGGCAUGGUUAUGAGAUCCAUGGCAUGGAAAAGAUCCCUGACAAAGGACCAGCACUGAUAGUUUACUAUCAUGGAGCCAUUCCCAUCGAUUACUAUUACUUUCUUGCCAAUGUUAUCAUCCAGAAAGGACGGCCCUGCCACUCUGUAGCUGACCACUUCCUCUUCAAGGUCCCAGGUUUCAAGUUACUGUUGGAGGUAUUCAGUGUGAUCCACGGUCCUCAGGAGGAGUGUGUGCGGGCUCUGAGGAGUGGUCACCUGUUGGGGAUUUCUCCAGGUGGGGUGCGGGAAGCUCUGUUCAGUGAUGAGACCUACCCUCUCCUCUGGGGCAAACGCAAAGGCUUCGCCCAGGUCGCCAUCGACUCUCAAGUGCCAGUAAUUCCAAUGUUUACUCAAAAUCUGCGGGAAGGCUUCAGAUCGCUGGGAACACUCAGAUUUUUCCGCUGGGUGUAUGAGAGGUUUCGCCUCCCCAUUGCUCCUGUUUAUGGUGGAUUCCCUGUGAAGUUUCGGACCUUCCUUGGUGACCCCAUCCCGUACGAACCCAACGUAAACGCUGCAGAGCUGGCAGAGAAAGUGCAGCAGGCAGUUCAUUCUCUGAUAGACCAGCACCAGCAGAUCCCAGGGAACAUCCUGAGAGCAUUGUUGGAGAGAUUUCACACCAAACACAAAGACCAUUAACAUCAGCAGUGCAACAACGGAGACAAACUAUCCAGUGUGUGACCAAAACGACACGUCCCAUUGGCUCAGACGGCUGCAGUGUGCACAGGUUUGGUGGAACAUGUUGGAAUAUUUGCACAGCUUUCAUCACUGCUUCCGAACUCCACCGGCUGCAGCUGCUGAGGUUCCACAUGUUUUUUGUAUCACACGUUUCUGAUAUGUUUCCUUGCGGACAUCGACUCCCUUUUCCAUCUGAUGAAUCUGUUUAAAAGCUAGACUUCCUGAAGUUGUGAUAUUGGACUUAACAUUAAUUAUACCUCAAACGAAUAAAAUGAAAGGAUUAUUAUAUUUUCAUUACAGAUAGGCACACUAUCUAAUCUGUUGUGUUCCGAUAUCUUGAUUAAUUACUGUAUGGUCAGAUAGAAGAUGGAUCUUAGGACUGAUUGGUGGAUUGAACUUCGUCGUUGUAGAUGUUCUCUGUAAAUAUAUGGGAUUCAGGCAAUUUCUUAUUUGAAAACUGUGAUACAAGUACAACAAUGUCAGCAAGAGAUUCUUAGUCUUGGUUAGUCAAUAAAUGUGGUGUAUUGUCCAUGCCUAUAGAUUGCAGUGACUGUGCAGAUACUUGCUUGUCAUGAUAAACCUUGAGUUUGCACAUCUUCAGUCUUACUUGGCUUGGAGCAGACGGUGGUUAUGGUGUGUUCACACCAAACGCAAAGUCAACUUUUCGCACGUUGCAACUGCAUACAAAGUUAAUGCAAAGACGCGACUGGAUUCAAAUGACUCAAACUCUUUCUUUUAUUGUAAUUUACUGGAAAUUGUCCCAAUAAUUAAAACAAAGGGCAAUCUAACUGUGUAUAAUUAUACGGAGGGUGGGUAAUUAUAGGGACAAGGAGAAAGUUCUUUCCCCCCUGGAUAUUAAUGACUGCUUAUAAUCUCUACCGAACUACACUCGUCCAGCCAACAUGUAAACACUCAAAUGAAACGGUAUGUAUCACCUGAACACCUAACACCUGAAACUAGUCAUGCAAUAGGUACAUAUACUUACUUACUCAGAAAAGUUCCAGGAAAUGAAUGGACUGGAUAAAGCGCUCCCUAAAGAACCUUUCAAAAUGUCAGGCCCUCAGUGAUGAAAAAGUCCCAGUUCUAUGAGACGGUUGUCUUCCUUACACUAACCUUAGUUUUACUCACUCUACAGUAUAGUGAAUCUUAUUACACUGCCAGUGACAGAUGUGAUGUCUAAAUAGUUUUUGGCUUGGUGUACAUGAACAGAGGCUGAACAAAGUAACUAGAACACCAGAGGCUGUCAAGCGUUGAUUGAUGUAUUUAAUUUGUCACGCUAUAGGUUAUGUUGUAUAAAAUGACAUCAUAUUGUAAGGUGUUCCUAUUAUUUUGUACAAAAGCCCUGAGAGGCAAGUGAGAAAAAAAUCCUGGGAUCCACUUUCUAACUUUGAUCAAAAUAGUUUUCUCUUCUGUGUUUAUGACAUGGGUACUUCUCAAGUCUCUUAAGUGUCGUUUCCUCGCUCCUCGAUCC